Messenger RNA from Colletotrichum graminicola M1.001, 570 nucleotides. RefSeq names its product acetyltransferase. The record is from RefSeq and is a predicted model, not a curated record. The transcript is spliced from 2 exons. Bases 1 to 570 code for a protein of 189 amino acids. Lineage: Eukaryota; Fungi; Ascomycota; Sordariomycetes; Glomerellales; Glomerellaceae. Gene Ontology annotation, molecular function: acyltransferase activity, transferring groups other than amino-acyl groups.
AUGUCCUCAAGCUCGGGGACGCCGUACAUCUUCUCGCCGGCAGAUCACGGGCAUCUGAUUCCCUACCUUGCAGCAUUGCACGCCGCCUGUAUCAGCUCAGAUCGAACUCUCGCCACCUUCUUACCACCGCUGUCACACGAAAAGCUACUGGGAUGGUGGAAGGACCGCAUAGCAGAGGUGACUGCUGGAACCCGGAUAAUGCUGAUUCUCCUCGACGAAUCCGAGCCGGGCAGCAAGCCCAAGGGAACCGAGCUCAUGGGCGUGGUCAUGCUGUCGAUGCCCUACUCGGAGACGGGCCCGUUCCGCGGCUCCGUCGAGAAGCUCCUCAUCAGCCCCAAAUUCCGCCGGCGAGGCGGUGCUAGGACGCUGAUGAGCGCAUUAGAGGGCGAGGCCGUUCAGCGAGGACGAACGCUGCUGAUGCUUGACACGGAAGCUGGCAGUCCGGCGGAAGAGGUGUUCAAUAAGCUCGGCUACAUUGAGGUCGGGAGAGUUCCUAACUACGGCAUCAGCCCUGCCGUUCCACGACAGCUGAAGGAUGAGGUGUUCUUCUAUAAGCAGCUCACAACCUAG